Fonticula alba is the source of this 396-nucleotide messenger RNA. RefSeq lists its product as hypothetical. The record is from RefSeq and is a predicted model, not a curated record. The transcript has a single exon. NCBI's taxonomy places the organism in Eukaryota, Rotosphaerida, Fonticulaceae. Bases 1 to 396 code for a protein of 131 amino acids.
AUGCCCCCCUUCCCCGGCACAGGGGACAUCGAUCGCGAUGGGCGAACGGAUCUCCUUGUGCCGUUGGCCUGGCGAGACGACCUCCUUCAAAUGGCCGGCCCCCGGGCCACCAGUUACGCGGUGCUGCUGAACCGCCCGCGGCCCGAUGCGGCCGUCGCCGAGGAGGACCCGGACGCGGGCCCCCCCGCGGUGCCGGCCAGCAGCUCCGGUGCUCUCCUGGCGCGCGUCUUCCGCCACGUCAAUGACCCGGUCUUGCGGCGCUUGUCUGCCGGGGCCAGUGACGCCUGGCUGACGGACCUCGAUGGCACAGUGCGUGCUCCCUGCCUCGGGGGUUUGGUUUCCCCCCGGCAUGGAGUGGCCAGCUUGGCGUGGGUCCUUUCCUGUCCGUCGCAUUGA